UGGGUCAAAUGCAGAGAAUAAUUUGACCACACCUUGUGUGUGUGACAACUUUACUUUAACAACACCGCAUCCUAGAUUAUUAGUCCUGUAGCUGAAUAAGGAAAGUGAAGCAAAACUACAGUAGAAUUGUGUGACUGAUAACGAGGACAUGGAUACAGUGUUUUCAAUAUAAGCACUAUUUAAUUGGUCUAAAGCAUUUAUGACAGCUAAUCAGGCUUAGUGGAUCUGGGUCAACUCCCAUGUGUGUGUGUACACUUCUCCAUCGCCCUUACGUCUACUUUGCUUUACCUGUUCAUUGGACUCAUUCAUGUCAAUCAAGCAGACAGUCCAGGAUGCAGACCUUGACCCAGCAUGUCCCCUUCCCUCGGGCCGCUUACUCCCAAGCCCGGGAAAACCUGGUGAAGGCCAUCCCGCCCAAACUCCUCUGCUUGCUGGCCUGCGGGGGACUGGACUGUCGUUACGAAGGACCAGACUGUUGGAAAGCGAGCCAGCAGGUCAUCCGUGGCAUUUUCUCCUCAUGGGUGACCGAUGACAUCAUCGCUAUGGCACGGCCGUCCACAAUCUUGAUUGAAAAGUUCGACGUUAUAGAACAAUUUCAGAGGUUGAAUAUAAGAUCCAUCAUAAACAUGCAAGUACCUGGCGAACAUGCGCACUGCGGACCCCCUUUGGACCCUGGAAGUGGCUUCACAUACCUGCCGCAGAUCUUCAUGGAGAAUGACAUUUAUUUCUACAACUUUGGGAUGCCAGAUUUCGGCGUGUCCUCCCUCGUCGGCAUCAUCGAUGGCGUAAAGGUGUUGGCCUUCGCUGCGGGGGAGGGAAGGGUUGCUGUGCACUGCCACGCCGGUCUGGGCAGAACAGGUCUGGGUUGGGAUUUGCGCUAGCGGGUGUGGAUACACAACUUGACACUGAUUGCUCCACAGGUGUCCUAAUAGCCUGCUACUUAGUCUACACUUUGCGGAUCAGUCCCAGUGAGGCCGUGCACUACGUCCGCAUCAAAAGGCGGGCUGCAGCCAGGGCCACUUGCUGGCUGCAGCCCGCAGAUCGAGGAGGGGCUUAUUUUCCCUCAAUGUGGGCGGGUCUCAACGUUGAGCCCGCGGGCUCCAUCUGGUGGCGGAGAUCCGGCAGCACACAUUCUCAAACGUCAAUAAAGCUACUUUUAACUUGUCAAAUGUAUUUUUUUUACCAUGAAAAAACAAUUACAAAAAAAAAAAUAUAUAUAUAAACCAUAGUAUGAAAAAAGGUUCAUG
This is a messenger RNA of Entelurus aequoreus (snake pipefish), 1247 nucleotides long. Its product is annotated as protein tyrosine phosphatase domain-containing protein 1-like. Gene Ontology annotation, biological process: cilium assembly; dephosphorylation. The transcript is spliced from 5 exons. Bases 240 to 881 code for a protein of 213 amino acids. Lineage: Eukaryota; Metazoa; Chordata; Actinopteri; Syngnathiformes; Syngnathidae. Gene Ontology annotation, molecular function: phosphatase activity. The record is from RefSeq and is a predicted model, not a curated record.